Molecule: messenger RNA, 1740 nt
Organism: Exophiala aquamarina CBS 119918
Lineage: Eukaryota; Fungi; Ascomycota; Eurotiomycetes; Chaetothyriales; Herpotrichiellaceae
Exons: 2
Coding region: 1-1740 (579 amino acids)
Biological process (GO): positive regulation of transcription by RNA polymerase II
Cellular component (GO): nucleus
Molecular function (GO): transcription cis-regulatory region binding; DNA-binding transcription factor activity, RNA polymerase II-specific; zinc ion binding
Source: RefSeq, a predicted model, not a curated record
AUGCAAGAAGAGACAACUAAUAGGAAGAAGAAGUGCGAUCUACGAAAGCCAAAAUGUGACAAUUGCAGCCAUCUGGGACUUGAAUGCGCAGGGUAUAAACAACGCGUUCUGUGGGAGGACGAUCCGGUGAGACACGGCAUCAAGCGACGGGGACCACGAAAGUCACAGCAACGGCGGUCAGAGUUCACUAGCGCUAUCAGCCAUGCCCACAAGUCGUGCAUUGACGAAAUUUAUGCCUCUGUCGAGGGCUCAACAUGCGAUCGUAAUUAUCUUGCCCGCACUCUAACCACGGAACCACAACAUGAGGACUUUCACACAUUGUUCGAUACCCUUGAGACAGAUUUACCGUAUUCGGUCUCGAGUCCAGAUACCUUUGAAUCAUUCACGAUAUCAGUCCCAUCUCGCAUAGAGACCUCCUGCACGACUGACCUGCCUGUGGUGGUCGCCCCUCCGAAGUUGUUCAAGUCACCCAAUAACAACGUGUUGUCUCCGGUGGAACAUUUGCUUUGGGACUACUAUGUCAAUGUCUUUUCAAGGUCGUAUCCCACCUGCUCAGACGCCAACAAUCCUUUCCUCUCCUGCCUCAUUCCUAUUGCAUUCCAAUAUCCCCCAGUCCGUCAAAUAUUACUUGCCUUGGCUGCACUACAAGCCAAACAUGUAUUUUACGGAACGAUCGAACAGGAGAUGCAUCGACUGCGACGGAAUGCUCUUGAAGCUUGCCAGAACGUUUCGCAGAGUGCAAGUGGAUCACAGUUGUUGGCCGGUGAUACUCAGUUCCCAAAUACAAACACGCAUUUCGGGUUUUCUGGGGCUAUGCUGUUGCUAGGCAGGAGUGAAAAGCUGUUUUUAGUUACCAUUGCAGCUCUUAUGAUUCUCUUUGCUAAGCUUUCAGGCGCACCCUACGAGUCGAUUAGAUCUCAUAUGGAUUUCGCGCGGGAGUACUUUGUCUUCGAAGAAACGUUUGGAUCGGACCUUAAGUCGAUAUCACAGACGCCGCUGUAUGUGUUUCUGCAUAGUCUCGUCAGCUAUAAUGAAAUGCUGGUGCGCUUGGUGAUGAGGAAGCCUUUAUUAGAGACAGGAAAAAUGCCGCUACGCGUCCAGCCAUCUUCCGAUCAAUCCACACGUCCGCAGAAAACAUUCCUCACCUUGCUCUCGCGGACUAUCGAGAUGGUUGAGGAAGUCUCUUUUGCGGAAUUCGAUGAGUGGGACGGAAAUCUCGACUUCAUUCCUAGCUAUAGUAUGAAUUCCGGCCGGUCAGACUCAUCGCCUCUCCCGCAACCUAUGAACGAAUAUCCUGACCUGGAUGAAGAUUUUACUAUUCAAGAAAUCUAUCGUGCAGCUGGAAGAAUUUACUAUCUCCAACAAGUCAGAGAUCGCUGGUCAGGUCCUUACGCUUCAACGACUGUUGGGGUUCCACCUCGAGCUGCCCAAAACCAGAUUGAUACCCUCGCAUCACAUGCAAUGGACCUUCUCCGAACGCUAGCUGAAAACACUCGCUAUAACACCGCACUACUUCUGCCUUUAGGGAUUAUUGGCCCUGAGCUUAGGAGUUCAUCAAACCGAGCCUUCCUACUUUCUAAAUUGGAUUCACUACAUCAGACUCUGUAUUUUGACCAUUACAGCGCCUUUAGUAGGGAUCUAAUUCUAUCCUGGGCUAAAGUAGAUGCAGAAGAGCGGCCAAAUUAUCCUCUAUCAUCACAGAACUGGCUACGGAAUAGAUCAGUCCUCCUUAUAGGAUGA